Ostreococcus lucimarinus CCE9901 is the source of this 1479-nucleotide messenger RNA. RefSeq lists its product with no specific name. The coding region runs from base 1 to 1437 and encodes 478 amino acids. Gene Ontology annotation, biological process: mRNA splicing, via spliceosome; DNA repair; protein ubiquitination. NCBI's taxonomy places the organism in Eukaryota, Viridiplantae, Chlorophyta, Mamiellophyceae, Mamiellales, Bathycoccaceae. The transcript is spliced from 2 exons. The record is from RefSeq and is a predicted model, not a curated record. Gene Ontology annotation, molecular function: ubiquitin protein ligase activity; protein binding. Gene Ontology annotation, cellular component: cytoplasm; U2-type catalytic step 1 spliceosome; Prp19 complex.
AUGUUUUGCGCGAUCAGUGGGGCGGCGCCGGCGCGCCCGGUGGUGACGCCGAGAGGCGUGCUGUACGAGAGAUCGUUGAUCGUGAAGGCGAUCGAGGAACGAGGCGAGUGCCCGGUGACGAAAGAAUCGCUGAGCGUGGACGAUUUGAUCGAACUCAAGGCGCAGAAAUGGGUGAACCCGCGACCGGAGGCGACGAUGUCGGUGCCAGGGUUGUUGAGCGCGUUUCACAACGAGUGGGACGCGUUGAUGCUAGAAACGCACACGCUGCGGAAGGAAUUACAAACGACCAGGCAAGAGUUGAGUCAUGCGUUGUACCAACACGAUGCCGCGUGUCGAGUGAUCGCACGGUUGAUGAAGGAGAGAGAUGAUGCCAGAGACGCGCUCGCGAACGCGAAGGGGUCGGCGAAGCGAAGCGCCGCGGGGGACGCCGAACCGGAAUCGAAAAAGGUCAAGGCGGGACUUCCGGCGGCUGUCGUGGCGAAAAUGAAUGACGUGCAGAAGGAACUUUCGAGUGGACGCAAGAAGCGCGAAAUUUCGAGCGAAUUGGCGACGAUGGGGGAUAUCUCGGCGUACGAAGCCAAGGUGACGCAAGCUGUGCACAAGACGUCGCCUGCAGGCAUCAACGCCGUGGCGAUCAAAGCGGGCGACGAUAACGUCAUCGCCACGGCGGGUAACGAUCAUACUGUGGCAAUCUUUGACAAAGUAAGCUCGCAGCGCGUUCAGCAGCUCAGCGGACAUUCCAAGAAGGUUCUCGACGUCAAGUUUGUCGGCGACAACGUGUUGUCGUGUGGCGCGGACAAAGUCGUCAAGCUUUGGGGUGCCGAUGGCUCUGAGAUUGCAACGUUCGGUGAUCACACUGGUGAUGUAACCAGCGUCAGCGUGCAUCCCUCGAACAGCUAUUUUGUGUCCACUUCAACGGACAAGACUUGGGGAUUUCACGACCUUACCACGAGCUCGUGCAUCACCUUGGUGAACGACGACACCGAUUCUGCCAUCACGUGCGCAAAUUUCCACCCCGAUGGUGUGAUUUUGGGAGCGGGCACGAAGGAUUCGGUAGUUAAGCUUUGGGAUGCUAAAGAUGCGCGCAAGUUGCUUCAAUUAGACGGCCAUGCGAGCGAGAUUACCGGUUUGUCUUUCUCGGAAAAUGGCUACUAUCUCGCCUCUGCGGCUAAGGACGGUGUGAAGAUUUGGGACCUUCGAAAGUCCAAGCUCGUUCACGAGAUCGAAUGUGCUGGCGCACAGGGCGUUGCUUUCGACCACAGCGGGUCUUACAUCGCCACUGGCGGUCACAAUGCGUCCGUUUACCAGGUGAAAGGCAAGUGGGAAUUGGUCAAGGAGUUUGAGGUGAAGAAGGCUGUCAAGGCUGUCGCCUUCGGCGGCGACGCGCGGUCGCUCGUCGUCGCUAGUGCCGACCAUAACUUGCGUAUCUUCGCUUAGAUCUAGGAUUCGAUUAAUUUACACACUUCUAAAGUGAGCUAA